ACAUUGACGUACUGUCGCUGUGACGUCUGACUUUUAGGUUAUGUUCAUGUAUUUAUUAUUAUUUAGAAAUAUAUUUAAUAAAAAUUCGAGACAAAACAAUACAUUAAAAAUAAAAAUUGUGUUUAAGAAAUAAUUAAAAUGCUUUCCCGCAACAUACGUCAUGUAUGUCGUCGGUACAGUCAAGCCGUUACUUUUAGAACAAAUGAGGUAUCACCUACACAGCAUAAUGAAAAUCAAAUCGGCUUAUUUUACACAGUCGACAAAGAUUUGUGCAAACAAUUGUAUAGCCAUGGGGGACUACCCAAGUCUUUCAAGAAACAAACAAAAACAUUCGCUGAAACAUCAAUAAUGGUCCGUCAACCAAGUUUGGAAAUAAUUGAAUGCAUUAGGGCAUCUGAUUUCAACAAGCCAGCUAUUAGAUAUGUAUUGUAUGGUGCGGAAGGAACUGGAAAGUCAAUGACCAUUGCUCACCUGCUGCAUUAUGCAUUUGAAGAAGGAUAUUUAAUCAUACAUGUUCCCUGGGUAUCAGACUGGCUACGACGUGUUCCCCGAACCAAGGAAAUGUCAAACUCGACCACUCGUGAGGGCUUUGUUGAUCUUCCGCUUGACGCCGCAGCCUGGUUAUUGCAUUUCAAGACUCAAAACCAGCACUUACUGAAAUCACCCGAGUUGAAAAUUACUAAAGAGUAUGUUUGGAGUAAACGUGAAAAGACUGAAGCUGGGGCACCUUUGGUGGAGCUGGUUGAGCAUGGUAUUACGAGAGUUAAAUAUGCUUGUGACGUUGUUGAUGCUAUAGUCAAUGAGGUUAAGAUACUCUCAAAUCAAAAAGUAUGCAAGACCUUUGUUGCGAUUGAUGGGUACAAUGGUUUCUUCAAUCCCACUACUCCAUUACAUACACCAACGAAAAAGAAGGUGGCACCUGAGGAAGUCACUCUAACUACAUCCUUCUUGGAGCUCACUAAAAAUGACUGGAGUAAUGGAGUGAUGGUGCUAAGUGCAGAUGCUAUUGCAUAUCCAGAAUGUGAAAAAGGAACAUAUUUACCCAAGCAUUUACUGUUUCGAAAGGGUUUCGACCACUUGGACCCAUUUGUGCCAAUCAAAGUAGAUGGCUAUACAGACAAGGAAUUCCUAACAUGUUCAAUCUACUACAGAGAUAGGUUAUGGUUGAGAGGACCCCCUGAAACUGAAACUGAGCUCAAAAUCACAAGUGCAUGUAAUCCCUUCAGAUUUAUGGAACUAUGUGCACCAUUGUAAAUUAUGAAUUAGUCAAUAAAGUAGAUGUAAUAUUA
This is a messenger RNA of Zerene cesonia (dogface butterfly), 1289 nucleotides long. It is a transcript of the gene mRpS29, whose product is annotated as 28S ribosomal protein S29, mitochondrial. Gene Ontology annotation, biological process: apoptotic process. The transcript has 8 exons. NCBI's taxonomy places the organism in Eukaryota, Metazoa, Arthropoda, Insecta, Lepidoptera, Pieridae. Bases 139 to 1254 code for a protein of 371 amino acids. Gene Ontology annotation, cellular component: mitochondrial small ribosomal subunit; mitochondrial ribosome. Gene Ontology annotation, molecular function: structural constituent of ribosome. The record is from RefSeq and is a predicted model, not a curated record.